This is a messenger RNA of Schizophyllum commune H4-8, 1220 nucleotides long. RefSeq lists its product as uncharacterized. NCBI's taxonomy places the organism in Eukaryota, Fungi, Basidiomycota, Agaricomycetes, Agaricales, Schizophyllaceae. The record is from RefSeq and is a predicted model, not a curated record. Bases 127 to 987 code for a protein of 286 amino acids. The transcript is spliced from 4 exons.
CAGCACCACAACCUCCUCCACGCUUGAAGCUAAUCGGCAGAAGUAACAGCGCCCUUCCCUGGACUUCCUGGGCACUUUUUGCGCAGUUGCUCUGACUCUGGCUCCAUCGGAUAGGAUCGAAUAUUAAUGGUGAUCUCUCUGUUCUUCCCGCCACAUAACGUUGGCGCCUCGUCCUCGUACGCUCGCCGUUCAUCGGACAAGGCGCGAGAAGGAGAAGUCCUCCAACUUCGACCCUGCGACGUCGUAGGCGCUUUUCUCGGUGACGCCACUCUUGCCCGCCGACUCCACGUCACGGACAUCUACCUCUACGAAGAGCGCGAACUACCCAUGCACGAGUUCCUCCGCGUUGACUUCUACGACCGCUGCACGGGAAUGUGCAACUGCAUCUUUGUCGAGCGAGCGGCGCCCGCGCAGACCCUGGCGGAGGAGGUGGAGAACGCGUUCCUCAGGACGUUUGCUUGCUUCUUCGCAGGCGGAGAAGCAGUGGACAGCUUCAUCAUCCCUUGCCGCCGCAGCUACACGCGCAGACCGAGGCAGUUAUCCGAGAAGCAGUACCGAUUACUACAAUCUUUACAUCCGCCACCCGAGCAGCCCUUCACGCUCGAAGAGGUCGCCGUGAUGUGCGACGUUGUCAGCCAGAAGUAUCCGGAGUAUAAGUCAUUGACCUCGCAAUGCUUUUGGUAUGCGAGGAGCGUGCUGGGGAUUGUGGCGCUCGUCGCUGAUGCCGAGCACCACGUGUACUCGGCUCCUGAACACCCCUCCUUGCGGCGGAACCGAGUCUAUCGUGGCGUCAAGGCGAUGUCGCAGGCACGCGCGAAUUACCAGCGUGCCGAGCUGACCUCCGACUUCGAGUCUGCGUGGAAGACGUUCAGACGGAGGCUGGACGACAGUAGUAGACAGGGCCGCCGACCGAGCCACAAACGAGGGGUACGCCACCCGCCGCGGCGACGAAGUCUCGGUCACACCACUUCGAGUCGUCCUGAGUAGCGAGAUGGGGGUCAAAAUCGCCUGUCUUCGGUGAGAUGGGGUGACUUCGUCUAGAGGGUGAGGUGAUUAUGCCUUCAUAUUCUCGGGUCGUAUUGGACCGGCCAAUUGGGUCGAGCUAUCCGUGGUGUGAUGUUCGACUUUGCGUAGCGGUACAACACUCACUGUCUAUGCCGAGGGAGUGCCUUAAAUCAAUUGUAGCCUCGCGGACGUGAGCUCUCUCUGUCCCUCUGUCC